AUGGAGUUCCUGGCCACUUUCGGAAUGGCUGCCAAGAACAUGUUCGACUACAAUCGAGAGAACUUCCAGUUCGACCAGGAGCAGCGCCAGAGUCGAGAGCUGCUACGCCAGAUCCUGCAGCUGAAGCGCUUCACUCUCUUCCGCGAGGACAUUCGUGACUUGGUAGAGCUGACGGUGGGCAAGAUGGAGAUGUACCACCUGGUGGCCGCGCUCUUCAUGGAGUCCUCGAUGGCCCUUUACUUCGAGGGUCGGAUACAUCACAUCGCUCCGCCGUUCAUCUGUGGACUCUUGUUCAUCUCCAUCGCCAGCGCGUACAUGUAUCUGCUCUUGGCCGUCUGGCUCAGCAUGCACGCCUCCAUUUGCUCUCACAGCCUCGGGGUGAGGCUGUUGACUCGCUUCGUCCGUCUGCCCGUUCCCGGCAUGGAGCAGAUGGGGGCGCUGAACGCGCGCCUCGCAGACUACGAGAAGCAAGGCGUGAAGAACAUGCUGCGGGUGCCCGUGGUUGGGGGCGGCCAGCAGUGGGGCAAGCCCGGGCAGCGCCUGGAUGCGAUCCAGGAGGCGCAGGAGUAG
This is a messenger RNA of Symbiodinium natans, 570 nucleotides long. Lineage: Eukaryota; Dinophyceae; Suessiales; Symbiodiniaceae. The record is from the annotation of a GenBank genome assembly.